This is a messenger RNA of Pedinophyceae sp. YPF-701, 807 nucleotides long. Lineage: Eukaryota; Viridiplantae; Chlorophyta; Pedinophyceae. The record is from the annotation of a GenBank genome assembly.
AUGGCAGGACAGGCCGUGAAGGGCCCCCACCUGGCCCACAAGGUUUCAGAGCAGCUAUACGUGUCAACCCCCACAUGGUGGCUGGAGAGCCGGUUUCACUUCAGCUUCGCCGAGUACCACGACGUGCGCAACACGAACUUCGGCGCGCUGCGCGUCGUGAACGACGACCUCGUCAAGGCCGGGGGGGGGUUCCCUACACACCCCCACCGCGACGCGGAGAUCUUCAGCUACGUCGUGGACGGCGAGCUGAGCCACAAGGACUCGAUGGGCAACGGGGAGGCGGUGCGGCGCGGCUGCGUGCAGUACAUGAGCGCCGGGACCGGCGUCCGCCACAGCGAGUACAACCACGGCGACAGCACGCUGCGCUUCCUGCAGGUGUGGCUGAUGCCGGACAAGCGGGGCCACACGCCCAAGUACGGCUCCACGGAGUUCGAGCGCUCGGAGCGGCACAACCGCUGGCUGCAGAUCCUCGGCGGGACCACCGCGCCGCCCGACUGGCAGCAAAACUCCCCCGGAGACAAGCUGAUUCGGCUGCACCAGGACGUAAACGUCUUCGUCACGGAGAGCGACCCUGGGGCCAAGCUGCGCUUCUCGCUCGCGCCGGCGCGGCAGGCGUACGUGGUGGCGAUCGAGGGGAGCGCGGAGCUGCGGUCGGGCGCGGGCGAGGCGGAGGAGGUGGCGACGAUGGGCGAGCGCGACGCAAUGCAGCUGGUGCGGGGGAGAGAUGUGCCGUCCGGGGAGGUGACGCUCGCCGCGGGCCCGCGCGGCGUGCACGCGAUGGUGAUCGAGAUGCGGCAGGCGCGCUGA